Molecule: messenger RNA, 609 nt
Organism: Cordyceps militaris CM01
Lineage: Eukaryota; Fungi; Ascomycota; Sordariomycetes; Hypocreales; Cordycipitaceae
Product: YL1 nuclear
Exons: 1
Coding region: 1-609 (202 amino acids)
Biological process (GO): chromatin remodeling
Cellular component (GO): Ino80 complex
Source: RefSeq, a predicted model, not a curated record
AUGGCCGCGCCCACGGAAGCCCAGCUCGCGCACCAGAAGCUCCUGGAGGAGCUCGACACCCACGCGAUCCAAAAGACAUUUCGCAGCGCGACGUGGAAGCCCAACCAGCGGCGCAACAAGAACCUCAAGGCUAUUCUUGGUGACGCCUCUAAGCGGGAAGCCUCGGCGGUGGCGACACCCGCCGACCACAGCGGCGCCGCGACACCCGCCCGCGACGACGGCCUCUCGACGAGCGGCACCUCGACGCCCGCGACGACAACGGGCAACAGUGGCGGCAGCGGCAGCCUCACGGCGGCUCCGAACCUGGCGCAGGCGUCCAGUAGCCUGUCCAAGCUCGUGCUGGAAAAGAGCCUCAAGCCGUCCGGGUUGGCCGCGGCCAGCGGUGGCGGCACCACGCCGGCGGCCACGUAUAUGAAUAUCGAGUCGGCCCCGUCGCUGGCGCACGCGAAGCGCUACUGCGACAUUACCGGCCUUCCCGCGCCGUACUUUGACCCCAAAUCGAGGUUGCGCUACCAUAAUAAGGAGGUAUUUGCGCUGAUUCGCUCGCUUCCGCAGAGCACGGCCGAGCUGUAUCUCGAGGCACGCGGCGCGCACACCAUCUUGAAGUGA